Molecule: messenger RNA, 1682 nt
Organism: Ictalurus furcatus (blue catfish)
Lineage: Eukaryota; Metazoa; Chordata; Actinopteri; Siluriformes; Ictaluridae
Product: immunoglobulin lambda-like polypeptide 1
Exons: 4
Coding region: 574-1200 (208 amino acids)
Source: RefSeq, a predicted model, not a curated record
AAGAAAUUCAGACGUAAGCAGCUACCUCUGCGUGUGUCUUAACGAGCAUUAAACGUAACGUUUAUUGUAGUUUUUCCAAAUAAAGAUAGCAAUGAGCAGGGAUUCAUGAAAUGGUCAGUGAGGACUAAUUAAUGACUGACGCGUGAUGAACUCUUAAUUGCUCCUGUGGAUUUAUAACCCUCGCGUUAAUACUGCACGAUCCUCACAGGUUAUCUUUCUGUCAGAGCGGUACACAAAUACUGUUGCUUGAUAUGAUUUCAAAUAACUUUCUAGUUUGAUCAGCAGUGGGAACAGGAACGCGAACUGCUAAUAAAGGUCGCCUAAAUGACUGCAAUAUUUAAAUAAAUAAAUAAAUAAAAACACGUACGGUACAAAUAUGGUGGAGUUUUUGCUGCAUAAAAAGGCCAUAAAAAUGCAUAAACAUGUGGAUUAUUAUUUAUUUUAUUCAGGUUGACAGGUUUGCACGUUACAGUAGGACAUUAUUUCUAUGUUGUGUAUUUUCCAGCCGUCUCUCUCUCGAACAUCGUCCAGUAUCCUGCGGUAGUGAAGGCGGUUCGUGGUGAGACGGUCUCCAUGACGUGUAAUACAGUGGAAAUCUUGUCCAGAUGUGAUUUAGUCUACUGGUAUAAAGUGCAGCCGAGAACCAGAGAGAUGAUCCUGGCCACCGCUGUUCACACUGAUCCGAGUCUGAAACUGUGUAGAGGAUUCAUCUACAACACCAGCGUGGCUGAUUCGGGCAUUUACUACUGCUCUGUAAAACACAGUGUUAUCUACUACACGGGCAACGGCACCACCGUCAUCGUCACAGAGCCUCGUACCGGUCCCGUCGUGACGCUCUACGUCCCGGACGUGAGUGUCGGACCCUCCGUCUCUCUGCAGUGCGUGGUGAUGGGGGUCGUCCCGUCUGAAGCCAUCAUUUCCUGGGUUGUAGGGGACUCAGAGACGACCGGGUGGACGGAAUCGGGCUGGACCCACGCCAACGCCUCAGCUGUAGAAUACACACGCGCUCAUAUCAGCAUUCCCUCAGAGACCUGGCUGGAGGCUCCGAAUGUGGAGUGCGUGGUCGAGGUGGACGGCAGGCGCGUCUCGAAAUCUUUUAAAAAAGCCUCCAGUCAGGUGUGUCCGUGGUUGCUGUAUUUGGGCUCCGGUGUGGUCUUGGCCUUCAUUACCGUGAUCUUCGUUAAGAUAAUGCUUUAUUAAUCGCCAGACGGAGAAAGUAGGGUGUCACAGCAGCAGCAAGACAGGAAGUGUAAUAUACAAGGCUGGAACUGAUCUGCAUCGGAGAACAUGGACGCACCGCAUUAAACCAGAAUUCCUAAUGUUCCUAAAGUUGUUUUUUUUUUUUAAAUGUAAUUACAAGCUUAACAAAAUAAAAUAAAAUGAUUAACACAUGGGUGUGUGAGUGUGUAUGUGAUUGUGCCCUGCGAUGGACUGGCACCCUGUCCAGGGUGUACCCCGCCUUGUGCCCCAUGCUCCCUGGGAUAGUCUCCAGGUUCCCCCGCGACCCUGAAAAGGAGUAAGCGGUAGAAGACGGAUGGAUGGAUGGAUUAACACAUGAAACAUGAGCUUUGUCUAACAUGCCUGAUAGUUAGAUUAUAAAAUAUUACAAUGCAUUAGUAGUGUUUAUAACACUACCUCCACAGCGACACUACUUCCACCGCUGCACUGUAAAACCGGAUAAG